AUGUUCAGCUCUGUAAUCAUGAAGCUUAUUCUUGCUGUGCUGGUGUUGGUUUUGGUGGUCGAGACCCAGGCGCAAUGGCACCAAUACCCAGGACAAGCCAUUGGAGGUGCAAAGGACAUGUUUCGUGCUUACCGGGAUAUGAGGGAGGCCAACUGGAAAAACUCAGACAAGUAUUUCCAUACACGCAGGAACUAUGAUGCUGCAAGCAGGGGCCCCGGAGGCAAAUGGGCAGCCGAAGUGAUCAGUAAUGCAAGAGAGGCUCUUCAGGGAUUGGGUGAUUCGGGCCGAGGUAAAGUGGACUCUGAAGCUGACCAGGAUGCCAAUCGCUGGGAACGUAACGGCGGUGACCCCAACCGCUACAGACCGAAAGGCCUUCCCAAUAAGUACUGAAAAGAAGAUCAUAAGUGCGAUAGAAAAUGACUGAAAUCAUUUUGCUGUAAUACUCCUUGAUUCAGUUUUGCAUAAAAAAACAUUUCACUUUUUUUACUGCAUCUUGACAAUUAUCUUUAACUAAAUCUGCA
Molecule: messenger RNA, 521 nt
Organism: Sinocyclocheilus grahami
Lineage: Eukaryota; Metazoa; Chordata; Actinopteri; Cypriniformes; Cyprinidae
Product: serum amyloid A-5 protein-like
Exons: 3
Coding region: 1-390 (129 amino acids)
Cellular component (GO): extracellular region
Source: RefSeq, a predicted model, not a curated record